Messenger RNA from Symbiodinium sp. CCMP2456, 555 nucleotides. The record is from the annotation of a GenBank genome assembly. NCBI's taxonomy places the organism in Eukaryota, Dinophyceae, Suessiales, Symbiodiniaceae.
AUGAAUGAAGUUCCCGACGGGUUUAAUCUCGUUGGCCCCGACUGCAGCAGCUGGGGCAUGCCAGCAAGAUCCACGAGCAUGCGGUCAAGUAUAAACCCGUUUGGGAGAAUGGGCAUCAGCUGGGUGUCUUCGAACUACGGCUUGGUGAGCAGGCUUGUGCUGCUCCUUCUCCUUAUGCUUGCUCGACAUUGCACUUGGAUGAUAGAGCAGCCCGUUCAUAGCUUGCUGAAGAAGCACCAGAGAUGGCAGUGGAUGACCAACCGGGUUGUCAAGGUUUACGAGCAAACCUUCUGGAUGAUGCUCCACGGUUCGGGAAGCCCCAAAAGAACAAUUGUUCUGUCGCCUAUGGUUACCAUAUCCGAGCUGGACCUUGGACGUCUUACCAAAGCCGAGAAAGCCAAGCGCACCAACAUCAGAACAGUUCGUCGGCACCUUGGCAAAGACGGCAAGAUGAAGUUCACUGGCCGGAAGAAGGAGCUGAAGCAAUCUGGGCACCUGGCCAGUCAUCGUCGGUUGUUGGAGUCGAGGGUUUUCGGGAUUCUGAAUGAGAGGUAG